UUUUCCUUAUCUAAAAUACAAUUUACUCUAAUUACAUGCUCAGUAGCUUCAGCCUGCAACUGUUCCCGUAUUUUAUUUGAUGGAGGCAGCAGCUACCAAUUAUUAAUUUGGACGCGUGCAUGAACUAUAGAGGAAAGAGCUGAUGUCAUUUAUCUUAACAAAUUCUUUUUUUUUAUUUACUAUUUUAGUUUCUGAAGUGAAACGAUGCUUAACCAAUUGUUCAUCAACACAUACUUGUCCAAAUUUUUUUUUUUUUAAAUAGUUUCUGGUUAGUUUGUUCUGGAAAAAUGUCAAGGUGUUUCACUUUUAGCUUCACAGAAGCGAUUAACUGGUUCCAUAGGUCCACUUUCACCAAACUGGGUCUCCGAUCCACCAUCACGGACCUCGAAGAUGGCACCGUAAUGCACUUCUGGGUUCCCAACUCCCCAUCUCACACCAAACCCAAUCUCCUACUCAUCCAUGGCUUAGGCGCCAGUGCAUUGUGGCAGUGGGGUGACGUUAUCCGUCACUUCACCCCUUAUUUCAACGUCUACGUCCCCGACUUAGUUUUCUUCGGCGAGUCGUUCACUACUCGGCCGGAGCGGACCGAGUCGUUCCAAGCACAAUGCGUGAUGCGGGUUAUGGAGGCCAAUUCGGUACAUAAGCUGAGCUUGGUUGGGCUUAGCUAUGGUGGAUUUAUUGGAUACAGUAUAGCGGCGCAGUACAAGGAGGCUGUGGAGAGGGUGGUGGUGUGUUGUUCUGGUAUUUGUAUGGAAGAGAAGGAUUUGAGGGAAGGGGUUUUUAGAGUUUCGGAUUUGGAGGAGGCUGCAAGUAUUUUGGUGCCAUUGAAACCAGAUAAGCUGAGAGAGUUGGUGGGUUAUACGUUUUUAAGGCCUCCUCCUGUGGGAUUGAUCCCCGAUUGCUUCUUCAUCGAUUUCAUUGACGCAAUGUGCAGAGAUUAUGUGGAAGAGAAAAAAGAAUUGAUCCGAGCUAUUCCUAAAGACAGAAAGCUUUCGAACAUUCCCAAGAUCACCCAGCCAACGUUGAUAGUCUGGGGCGAAAAUGAUCGAAUUUUUCCACUGGAAUUGGGUCACAGAUUAAAAAGGCAUUUGGGGGACAAUGCCCAUCUGGCAGUUAUCAAGAAUGCAGGGCACGCCUUCAAUGUAGAGAAGCCAAAGGAUUAUAUCAAGCUCUUGAAAUCAUUCCUAAUUGAUUUGCAACUUCCCCUAGAGACAGCCCAGCUUCAAAUUUUUUAAAACGGCAACUAUUCUACAGGUGAUAGACAAGUUAAGUGGAGCUUCCUGAAAGCGGUCUAACUUCUAUGGUAGACCAAUAGGGGUCAGAACCAAAAAGAAGGACUUCACAUUUUUAUUUGGCGCCCCCAUUAUUGUUCAUCUUUCGCCAGAAAGGCAUUUCCCAAUGACUUGGUAAAUCGGAUUACAAGCUUAUCGUGGUCCUACCAUGACACGUUGACACGUUUUCACAGUGCAUCGUUUAUGUACUUGAUUUCCAAUUAAUCUGCAGCACUGUACCAUGUAAAACAUGAUAUACACGCAUGUGCCGUCGUUUUCUAUGAUACAGACAUUACUAA
Hevea brasiliensis (rubber tree) is the source of this 1570-nucleotide messenger RNA. RefSeq lists its product as uncharacterized. The coding region runs from base 288 to 1235 and encodes 315 amino acids. The transcript has 4 exons. NCBI's taxonomy places the organism in Eukaryota, Viridiplantae, Streptophyta, Magnoliopsida, Malpighiales, Euphorbiaceae. The record is from RefSeq and is a predicted model, not a curated record.